UUUCACCUUUCCUCACUGAGUGACCUCUAAUCGUACUAUCCCCACACCUGAGAGAUCCCUACGCACACAGUGAGCCAAAGGACACAAUCAGAACGUACGGACUUCUGCUCCACACGUAAAGUACGCUUCCUCAAGUCUUCAUUCGGGUUGUAAGCUGUUAGGAACGCGUUGUGUGUUUCCGUAGAAGGUAUGGCCGAAGAGGACUGCCGAGUGUUGUUGGUACAAAGCCACGUGGUGUCAGGAUAUGUGGGCAACAAAUCUGCCGUUUUCCCCUUACAGGUUCUUGGGUUUGAGGUGGAUUACAUCAACUCUGUACAAUUUUCCAACCACACAGGCUACAAGUGUUUUAAGGGUCAGGUUCUGAAUGCUGAUGAGCUGAAGGAACUGUUUGAUGGUCUGAAGUCCAACAACAUCAACAACUACAGCUACCUGGUGACAGGGUACAUUGGAUCCGUGUCAUUCUUAGAGGGGGUUCUUGAAAUGGUGAAGGAAUUUAAGAAGGUCAAGCCAGACCUAUUGUAUGUUUGUGACCCUGUGAUGGGAGACAGAGGCUUCAUGUAUGUUCCCAAAGAGCUGCUGCCUGUGUACCAGGAGAAGAUCAUCCCCCAUGCCGACCUCAUCACUCCAAACCAGUACGAGGCUGAGUUGUUGACUGGGUUGAGUAUUAAGACCAAAGCAGAUGCUAUCCAGGCCAUGGACAUGUUCCAUGAAAAGGGAGUGAAGUCAGUCGUCCUGUCCAGCUGUGAGUUUGACUCCAGCAGUACUCUGGUCCUGCUAGGCAGUCAGAUCAAUGUAAAAUUGGUGUGGCCUCAUGGAGGUAGUAUUUUCACUAGCGUUUGUGUGUGUGUGUGUCUGUCUGUCUGUGAACAAGAUAACUCAAGAACAGCUGGAUUAAUAUUGUUCCUAUUCCUUAAUUUUUUGUUGUUUUUGCUCCAGACUGCCUGUGAGAAGACCAUUGCCACAAUGCAGGCUGUUUUACAGAGGACAUUGGAUUAUGCACAAAAAGCAGCAGGUCCUGGUAACAAGGCCACCGCUGCUCAGCGAGAACUUCGUCUGGUCCAGAGCAAGAAGGACAUCGAGGAACCCUCCGUCACCUUAAAGGCCAAGUCUCUUUAACCCCCAACACACAUGUAGACAUCUGGCAGGACUCAAACAACUAACAUGAUGAUGUGAUGGACUGACAUGUUCUCACAUACAUUUGAUAUGAAAGUGGUUAUGGGCAAAACAACACAAAUAUCAGGGAUGAAGCUAUUGAUCACAUGUUGAUCAUUAUUGAUUAAAAUUUGGUUUAUCUUCAAGUCAAAACCAUAGAGUAAAUGUAAUUUCUCUGCCAAAGCAAUACUUCUGUAUACAUCUACUAGACUGUUAAAUGUUGCCAAAUGGUAGAUUUCCAACAGAUUCUUAACUCUUUUAAUUCCUCUACA
Branchiostoma floridae (Florida lancelet) is the source of this 1424-nucleotide messenger RNA. Its product is annotated as pyridoxal kinase-like. Gene Ontology annotation, molecular function: pyridoxal kinase activity. The transcript has 9 exons. Gene Ontology annotation, biological process: pyridoxal 5'-phosphate salvage. NCBI's taxonomy places the organism in Eukaryota, Metazoa, Chordata, Leptocardii, Amphioxiformes, Branchiostomatidae. The record is from RefSeq and is a predicted model, not a curated record. Gene Ontology annotation, cellular component: cytosol. Bases 190 to 1116 code for a protein of 308 amino acids.